Molecule: messenger RNA, 1318 nt
Organism: Arvicanthis niloticus (Nile rat)
Lineage: Eukaryota; Metazoa; Chordata; Mammalia; Rodentia; Muridae
Gene: Bmp10
Product: bone morphogenetic protein 10
Biological process (GO): BMP signaling pathway
Cellular component (GO): extracellular region
Molecular function (GO): growth factor activity; cytokine activity
Source: RefSeq, a predicted model, not a curated record
UUCUAGGUUGGCCUGGAGAGCUGAGCAGAGUCAUGGGUUCUCUGGUUCUGCCGCUGAGCGCUGUCUUCUGCCUGGUGGCUCAGUCGGCUUCUGGCAGCCCCAUCAUGGGCCUUGAGCAGUCGCCCCUGGAAGAAGACAUGCCUUUCUUUGAUGAUAUCUUCACAGAGCAAGAUGGUAUUGACUUUAACACCCUGCUGCAGAGCAUGAAGGAUGAGUUUCUCAAGACGUUGAACCUGUCGGACAUUCCUGUGCAGGACACAGGCAGAGUGGAUCCGCCAGAGUACAUGUUGGAACUCUACAACAAAUUCGCCACGGACCGAACCUCCAUGCCGUCUGCUAACAUUAUCCGGAGCUUCAAGAACGAAGAUCUGUUUUCUCAACCAGUCAGUUUUAAUGGGCUCCGGAAAUAUCCUCUCCUCUUCAAUGUAUCCAUCCCUCACCACGAAGAGGUCGUCAUGGCUGAACUGAGGUUGUACACACUGGUUCAGAGAGAUCGUAUGAUGUAUGACGGUGUGGACCGUAAAAUUACCAUUUUUGAGGUCCUAGAGAGUGCAGAUGGAAGCGAGGAAGGGAGGAGCAUGCUGGUCUUAGUAUCAACAGAGAUCUACGGAACCAACAGUGAGUGGGAGACAUUUGACGUCACGGAUGCCACCAGACGUUGGCAAAAGUCAGGCCCAUCAACCCAUCAGCUGGAGAUCCACAUUGAAAGCAGUCAAAACCAAGCUGAGGACCCAGGAAGGGGACAACUGGAAAUAGAUAUGAGUGCCCAGAAUAAGCAUGACCCGUUGCUUGUUGUGUUUUCUGAUGACCAAAGCAAUGACAAGGAACAGAAAGAAGAACUGAACGAAUUGAUUGCCCAUGAGCAGGAUCUGGACCUGGACUCCGAUGACUUCUUCAGUGGGCCCGAUGAAGAGGCCCUGCUGCAGAUGAGGUCAAACAUGAUCGAUGACUCUUCUGCUCGGAUCAGGCGGAACGCCAAAGGGAACUACUGUAAGAAGACUCCACUGUACAUUGACUUCAAGGAGAUUGGCUGGGACUCCUGGAUCAUCGCUCCUCCUGGGUACGAGGCCUAUGAAUGCCGAGGUGUGUGUAACUACCCUCUGGCAGAGCACCUCACACCUACAAAACAUGCAAUUAUCCAGGCCUUGGUUCACCUCAAGAAUUCCCAGAAAGCUUCCAAAGCCUGUUGUGUGCCCACAAAGCUGGAUCCUAUCUCCAUCCUCUAUUUAGAUAAAGGUGUUGUCACCUACAAGUUUAAAUAUGAAGGAAUGGCUGUGUCUGAAUGUGGCUGUAGAUAGAAGAAGAGAGGCACCCCAUG